CCAAGGACGAGCUUCAGGUCAUCUGAAAGUCCGCGAGCAUCUUCCGACAGACACCGAGCACCGGAGGAGACAACCGGGACAACCGGGACUCAUUGAUCAAUAACACGGACCGAGCAGAGCACGUGACGGUGUGUGUGGAGAGACGCGUUGCAGCGCGCGGUGAAUCAACAGGACGAGAUCAACAAUGUCACCGGGUAUUAAUGCCGUUAACAUGUGAGAGAAAAACAGCACCCCCCCUACAGAAGAGAACAGGCUCCGGUGAGGAAAAACACAAUCGUGACCGGAGCUUUCCCCCGGUUUAACAUUUGAUCCAUUUAUUAAUUAUUAUUAAAUCAACAACCUGAGAGGCGCGCGCCCCCCGGGCUGACACCGGGAGGAUGACCAGGAUCUAAAUAAAUCACGGACGGAGAAAUCAACAGGAGAGCACGCAGUACCGGAAUCCGUUCUGCAACAUGGAGCUCCAUGGCGUACUCCUCCUCGCCCUGCUGCAGCUGCUCUCGGUGGCUCGGGGGGGCUGUGAGCCCCGGCAGGUGAACCUGGGCGCUGUGCUGAGUCAGAAGAGAUACGAGCAGGUGUUCAAGGACGCGGUGAGCACCGCCAACCUGCUGUACGGGAGGGACAAGUUCCGGAUGAACGCCAUCUCCGUCACGCACAAGCCCAACGCCAUCCAGAUGGCCCUGUCCGUCUGCGAGGACCUCAUCUCCAACCAGGUUUAUGCUAUCCUGGUCAGUCACCCCCCUCAGUCCAACGACCACCUGACCCCGACCCCGGUCUCCUACACCGCCGGGUUCUACCGGAUCCCGGUGGUCGGCCUCACGACGCGCAUGUCCAUCUACUCCGACAAGAGCAUCCACCUGUCUUUCCUCCGCACGGUGCCCCCGUUCUCCCACCAGGCUCAGGUGUGGUUCGACCUGAUGAGGGAGUUCAGGUGGAACCACAUCAUCCUCAUCGUGAGCGACGACCAUGAGGGACGCGCCGCUCAGAAGAGACUGGAGACGCUGCUGGAGGAGCGCGAGACCAAGACUAAAAACAGGAACUAUGAAAGCGACCAUCAGAACUUUGACUUCCGGAGAACGCCCAAGGCGGAGAAGGUGCUGUCCUUCAGCCCGGAGACCAACCUGACGGCUCUGCUGUUGGAGGCCAAAGACCUGGAGGCUCGGGUCAUCAUCCUCUCUGCCAGUGAGGACGAGGCGGCGGCCGUGUACAAGGCGGCGCGGCAGCUGAACAUGACGGGGUCGGGAUACGUGUGGCUGGUGGGAGAGAGAGAGAUGACGGGGAAGGCUCUGAGCGAGGCGCCUGACGGCCUGCUGGGCCUCCAGCUGAUUAACGGUAAGAACGAGUCGGCGCACAUAGCGGACGCGGUGGCGGUGGUGGCUCAGUCGCUGCAGGAGCUGUUUGAGAAGGAGAACAUCACGGAGCCUCCGCGGGGCUGCGUGGGGAACACCAACAUCUGGAGGACCGGGCCACUCUUUAAGCGAGUGCUGAUGUCAUCGAAGUAUCCUGACGGUCUCACGGGACGCAUCGAGUUCAACGACGACGGCGACCGGCGCUUCGCCACGUACAGCAUCCUGAAUUACCAGCAGAAGCCUGGGCGCCUCGUCCAGGUCGGGGUCUUCAACGGGUCACAGGUUGUGAUGAACCCUCAGAGGAAGAUCAUCUGGCCCGGAGGAGAGACGGAGAAACCAGUUGGAUAUCAGAUGUCGACUAAACUGAAGAUCGUGACCAUCCACCAGGAGCCCUUUGUUUACGUGAAACCUACAAAGACUGAUGGGACGUGUAAAGAGGAGUUCACAGUCAACGGAGUCCUGAUCAAGAAGGUGAUCUGCACCGGGCCAAACGGGACCAUCCCAGGUCAUCCCAUCGUCCCUCAGUGUUGCUAUGGUUUCUGCAUCGACCUGCUCAUCAAGCUGGCGAUGAGCAUGAACUUCACCUACGAGGUUCACCUGGUGGCUGAUGGGAAGUUCGGCACGCAGGAGCGCGUGAACAACAGCAAUAAGAAGGAGUGGAACGGCAUGAUGGGGGAGCUGCUGGGGGGGCUGGCCGACAUGAUCGUGGCCCCCCUGACCAUCAACAACGAGCGGGCCCAGUACAUCGAGUUCUCCAAACCAUUCAAGUACCAGGGUCUCACCAUCCUUGUCAAGAAGGAAAUCCCGCGCAGCACUCUGGACUCCUUCAUGCAGCCGUUCCAGAGCACACUGUGGCUGUUAGUCGGUCUGUCGGUCCACGUGGUGGCAGUGAUGCUUUACCUAUUAGACCGGUUCAGCCCGUUUGGAAGGUUUAAAGUGAACAGUGAAGAAGAAGAAGAAGACGCCCUCACCCUGUCCUCCGCCAUGUGGUUCUCAUGGGGGGUUCUGUUGAACUCUGGGAUUGGAGAAGGAGCUCCCAGGAGUUUUUCCGCGAGGAUUCUGGGAAUGGUGUGGGCAGGAUUCGCUAUGAUCAUCGUAGCAUCGUAUACUGCCAACCUGGCAGCCUUCCUUGUGUUGGACCGGCCUGAGGAGCGCAUCACUGGCAUCAACGACCCCAGGCUGCGUAACCCGUCAGAUAAGUUCAUCUACGCCACAGUGAAGCAAAGCUCGGUGGAUAUCUACUUCAGACGGCAGGUGGAGCUGAGCACCAUGUACCGGCACAUGGAGAAGCACAACUACGAGAGCGCCGCCGAGGCCAUCGUGGCCGUCAGAGACAAUAAGCUUCAUGCCUUCAUCUGGGACAGCGCUGUGUUGGAGUUUGAGGCGUCGCAGAAGUGCGACCUGGUGACGACCGGAGAGCUGUUCUUCCGCUCCGGAUUCGGGAUCGGGAUGAGGAAAGACAGUCCCUGGAAACAGAACGUUUCUCUGGCCAUUCUCAGCUCUCAUGAGAACGGCUUCAUGGAGGAUCUGGACAAGACGUGGGUCCGGUACCAGGAGUGCGACUCCAGGAGCAACGCCCCCGCUACCCUCACAUUCGAGAACAUGGCAGGUGUUUUCAUGCUGGUUGCCGGGGGCAUCGUCGCCGGGAUAUUCCUCAUCUUCAUCGAGAUCGCGUACAAACGACACAAAGACGCUCGCAGGAAACAGAUGCAGCUGGCCUUCGCUGCCGUGAACGUCUGGAGGAAGAACUUGCAGGAUAGGAAAAGUAGAGCAGAGGCCGAGUCCAAAACCUCUUUUAGGUCCAUCACUGCGGCUACCGACCUCACGCGCCGUAGGGCCUCCGGGGACGCCACGCCGUAUCCAACUGACAUCACCGGCCAGCUCAACCUAUCGGAUCCCUCUGUCAGCACUGUGGUCUAA
Eleginops maclovinus (Patagonian blennie) is the source of this 3266-nucleotide messenger RNA. RefSeq names its product glutamate receptor, ionotropic, N-methyl D-aspartate 1b (gene grin1b). Gene Ontology annotation, cellular component: NMDA selective glutamate receptor complex; plasma membrane; synapse. Lineage: Eukaryota; Metazoa; Chordata; Actinopteri; Perciformes; Eleginopidae. Gene Ontology annotation, molecular function: NMDA glutamate receptor activity. The coding region runs from base 453 to 3266 and encodes 937 amino acids. Gene Ontology annotation, biological process: ionotropic glutamate receptor signaling pathway; chemical synaptic transmission; monoatomic ion transport. The transcript is spliced from 22 exons. The record is from RefSeq and is a predicted model, not a curated record.